UGAUGACUAGCAGAACACUAUAAUGUUCUGUGAGCAGCCGACGCCGGAACCGGAGAAGAAAGUCUGUCGCUGCAAGAACUGUGUGCUGCGCCACGCGGAUAUCCUGCCCUGGCCCGAGCCUCUGGGACUCAUGGCUGAACGAGACAACGACAAAGAUGGCAACAACAGUCGCCGGGUGUCCACCCGAACCCUGCCCUCGAUGGACAGCGUGUACACCUUGAGAGACGGCAAUGACAAGCAGCAGAACGAUCCUUACAAAAGUCAGAACAACAAUCGUAACGAGACGACUGUCUCCAGUUAUCCUGCUCCGUAUAACCGUCACGGGGGCACCACUCCUGCCAACCAGGGAGGUGCGACUCCAGCUUACUAUGACACCGGAGCCAACACGCCAUUGAGGACCUUUCCCCCCCAGCAGCCCCAGCAGCAGCAGCAGCCGGCUCAACCCACCAUCCUGCUGAUUGUGGUCAACAAGAACGAUCCACCACCGCCACAAGCACACCCACCAUUUCCACCAGGGAGGGGGUACCCCGGGUACCCUGGUCCAGGAGCUGGGUAUCAAAGCCAAGGAAGAAGUCCAAGGUAUCAGGGUCAAGGGUCGUUUCAAGGUCCAGGUCCCAGGGACUUUCCAGGUCCGGGAGGAGGACCACCAAGAUAUUACUAUCGACCACCUGGACCUGUAAUGGACACUGGACCCAGGGGAAGGCCAAGGCCUUACUAUGAACGUGACCAUGUUCGCUAUAACCAACAUCGGUAUAGCGACGGUUUAAGGACAAGUAGAAAUGAUGGCUACCAAGACAGAUACCAGGACGACUGGAACGGACAGCCAAGAUACUCGAAUGCCGACAAGCCGCGAAUACUUCGUCGCCCGGAAGUUCGACGCGAUUGUCGCUGUCCACCUCCAACGGAAAAGACUCAGUCGGAAAGCCCGCCAAGUCCACCAGAUAAUGAGGAUGUCCUUCUGGAUCAGCUUGCGGCGAGCAAUAAAAAGAAGAGCAAGCAGCGCCUGGUGGGCAGCGGAAAUGGCAAUGCCUGUAAUUGUGGAAGAUCCAGUCAAAUGGGAGAUAAUCCGAGUGCUACCAGAAAUGAAUCGGAAAACCGGGAACCACUGCGCAAUGGAAAAAUGGGAACACCGCACAACACGAUGGAGUAUUAUGCGGAUACUGAAAGUCCGCAGGAAGUGAUUGUGACCGAUGCCAAAAACAAGACCUACAAAUGCAUACAAGUGCCCAUUUGCAUCUCAACUGGAAAACCGGACACGUGUCGCUGUUGCAAGUGUGCUCCCGUCGAGGAUCCGGAGAAGGAGGAGUCGGAGCUGGGCGAGGAGGCGGAAUGCGUGUGCAAUCGGAGUGGAAAGUGCACCUGUGUUCCCGGCGAAAUGUUCCAAGAUGAGAAUGUCUGCCAGUGCGAUCUGACCAAUUUGGAGAGAAUUCUGCGAGAGCUUAUACCAAAUGCCGAUUGCAUGUGCUACUUGAAGAAGAAGCGGCGCAGGCGUCGCAAGAAGUGGGCUCCAAAAGUCUAUUACGACCGGUUUGCCAAUCCUCCGUUUGUCCUUAAUCCAAAGCCCAGAUGCCUGGACUACGGCGUCAGUCCUUUCCCUAAUCCUUGCUAUAAUCCUUGCUGCUGUGCGCCAGUUGGAAAGAGCUGCUACGCCUGUGACUACGGCUGUAGGUUCUAGGAACACAUUCCCGACCAUCCCAGCAGAUCCUCAAUAUUUUGUCAGCUGAUGCCAGAAAACUUCUUGUGAGUUAUGGUUCUGACGUUCUCUGACAAAUUUUGAGGAUCUCAAAUAUAAUAUAUCAUAAUAAUAUCUUGAUGGUACCUAUCAGAUCAUUUUUUUCGAUCUAAAGAACAUGAAUAAAUGGAAAAUAACAUUUAUAAUA
Drosophila biarmipes is the source of this 1880-nucleotide messenger RNA. RefSeq lists its product as uncharacterized. NCBI's taxonomy places the organism in Eukaryota, Metazoa, Arthropoda, Insecta, Diptera, Drosophilidae. The record is from RefSeq and is a predicted model, not a curated record. The transcript is spliced from 8 exons. The coding region runs from base 23 to 1675 and encodes 550 amino acids.